GCUUGAGCAUGCAUGCGGUGAUUGAGCAUUGAAGCGUCUAAAACGUCCUAGCCAAAUUGAUCAUUUUUUUCCGAUUCGAUCAUCUGUUUAAAGUGAAAUUUUUCUCCAUCCCACUCCAUACAAGAAUCCGUGGUUCACUUGCCUUUGAAUAUUCUGGACUUGAAGAUAGAACGAUGUAGCUUGUUAAUAAUAUAAGUAUGUUAUGCCGUUAGAUAAUGUCUGUGGGGGUAAACAGUCAAGCGUCGAUUCAACUGCGAGUAGGCCGUUAUCACAACCAAAGCUGACUGGCUCCUCUUUGUCCUUUGCGCGUUCUUCCUACACUAGUCGAAGUAAAAACAGACCGUCCGCGUGUGAAUCGGCGAACCGUUACCAGCCAAUUGGGGGAGCCGAGUGUUACGGUAUUCUGACUAUUUCGUAAAAAAAAAACAACACUGUAUUAAAGCUAUCGGCCAAUAUUUGCGAAUCGUGAUCAGAUUCCUCGCUGAUGCUCAGAAAAUCAAUUACCAGAGUUCUUGGGUCCCAUAGUAUAGGAAAAACAUUAGGUUAGUUUUAAGCCUAGCUUUUGAUGUUCUUGACUUAGAUGAAAUUCACUGAAUCACGAGCGUUUAUUGUUUUGACUUUGCAUGCCAUCAGAGUCAUGCCAUAAAAGAGUAAGCGCUUCAAAUGAGCUGUUUAUCGCGAGGAAGGCAACCUCGAGUAACCUCUCUUUAACGGCAUCAAAUUUCGCCCCCAAGAUCUUGGAUUUGCUGAUUUGCUGCUUGAAGUCAACUUGUGAAACUGGUCCUAAUAGCCGAGGCUACAAAGCAAAGCGACAACAAUUAUUUGGUUUAAUUACUAGUUCAUCAUCACCUUGGACAAUAAGACUAUAUAUACGCGAUCCCUUAGAUUGCGGCACGCAAUGGCCAUCUUGAAGAUCCUUGUAGCUUCUGUGUACUGAAUGGAGAGAAUAGGACGUCGUUACUAAGGGUGAAAGAUUUAUGAGAUGACGAAAGAAAACGAGGAAAUUCCUUCAAACCAAGAAUCUAAUUCCAAGAGUCAAAUCAAAAAGGCUCCCAGCUUUAGGAAUCCAAAUCUAGGGAAUCGCGUUAUUAUCAAUAUUUCUGGACUCCGUUAUGAGACAUAUGACCGAACACUCGAAAGAUUCCCAGAGUCUCUGCUUGGCAAUCCACAGAGGAGAGAAAAGUUUUACGACCACGAGAGAAAAGAAUACUUUUUCGACAAGAAUCGGAUUUGCUUUGAGUCCAUAUUGGCUUACUAUCAAACUUGUGGAGUGCUCAUACGACCCACAAACAUCCCAAGAAAGGUGUUUGUCAGUGACUUGAAGUUUUUUGACUUGGGUGAAGAUGCCUUAAGUCAAGCUGGAGACGACUUAGACGUUGCUUUCACUCCCGAGGCUCGUCCUAUGCCAAAGAAUAAGUUCCAGAGAAAAAUUUGGUCUAUAUUUGAGCACCCAGAUACGUCAAAUUGGGCUCGAGCGAUGGCGAUAUUUUCAGUUACUGUAAUUGUUCUUUCUAUUGUUCUGUUCUGUGUCGAAACUCUGCCCCAAUUUCAGCCAAAACCUCAAAGAAAGUAUAACUCGACUUUGGGAUAUGAGGAACCGGUGCCAAGGGAAAAACAGAAUUCUGCAUUUUUUGUGAUUGAAGCAUUUUGUAUUGCUUGGUUCACGCUUGAAUACACCGUUCGCUUGUUGUGUUCGCCAAGUAAAUGCAAAUUUCUGGUGUCUGUCCUUAAUAUAAUUGACUUGGUAGCAAUCCUGCCUUUUUUUGUAACACUACCUAUGAAAGAGCCAACAAGUGUGUCAUCCUUAGCGAUUCUCCGUUGCGUUCGGCUCGUGAGAGUGUUUCGAAUCUUCAAACUUUCGCGUUACUCAAGGGGUCUUCAAAUUUUGGGUCACACACUCAAGGCAAGUCUACGAGAAUUAGGACUGUUGUUCUUCUUUCUCUGUGUUGGGGUUAUUUUAUUUUCUAGUGCUGUUUAUUAUGCUGAAUUCGGGAGCUCUCCGACGGAGUUCCGAAGUAUACCCCAUUCAUUUUGGUGGUCGAUUAUCACGAUGACUACAGUCGGUUAUGGCGAUAUGGUACCUAAAACACUUGGUGGUAAGCUGGUAGGCUGUUUUUGCGCCAUUUCAGGAGUGUUAGCCAUCGCUCUUCCAGUCCCCGUCAUCGUAUCCAAUUUUGCUUAUUACUAUUCUAGAGAACACAACAGAGGAAACGGCGACAAUGGCGAUGAUGACGAUGAUGACAUCCCUCCGCAGAAAGAAAAUGUUGAGAACGGAGAUUCUUCAGUGGACAAGUUCAAGUGCUUUGGGAACAGAAUACGUUCUCGAACGUCCAAGAAACAGGAAAAGAAGCGAAGGGAAAAUGAACGAAGUGGUGAAAUUGAGAUGGAUGUAAAGAAUGGAAAUGCUGGGAAAAAAGAGCAAGAGAAGAAAAAUGCCGAUGACACUCAAGCUCCAGAACUUGAAAAAAACGACAAAACAGGAGUCUAAAAACAAUAUACCAGGAGAAAAACCAUCACUAAAGAAAGCAGAAGACAAGCUAUUUCAGACAAAACAAGAAAAUGAAAAUGCAAAACUGUCUGGUGAAACUUCACCAAGUUUAGUUAAUUCAGAGACUAACGUCUGACUGAAAGAAUAUUCAUGCCAAUGAAAAAUAAAUCACAAUUUAUAUAUAUUUCGAAUUUGCAAACGAAUGUGAGUUUUACAAGACGGUGUCAGGUUCUGGAAUUAAGAUAUUCCUGGGUGCAUUGAGCACCUAUCCAAAGCGUAGGGUUUGGUAUACAAAACUUAGGAUAUUAUAAAGUAUUUCAAGAUUAUAUCCGUUAAUAAAUGGAGAAGAGCACUAUUAUGAAUUAGUUCAGGAAUUGAAAGAACCAGUAGACAGAACCAGGCUCUCAGUUUUUUCAAGAACCAUACAUGCAAUGCCGAAGCUCAAAAUACCUUGGCUCACUCAAGGCAAGAACAAGGCAAGGCAAGAACAAGGCAAGGCAAGAACAAGGCAAGGCAAGAACAAGGCAAGGCAAGAACAAGGCAAGAACAAGCGUGAGCUCUCGUGAAAUACAAGAACGAGGGUGGAUAAAAACAUUAGUAACUUUUGUCUGAAAAGAGCAAAAUCAUAUAGAAGAGCUUUAAGCAAACUAUAUGAGAUUUCGUACGACUAUGGAGCAAGGAUAUUUCUGAAGAAACAUCGAGAGCAAUAGCUAGGACUCUCGUCCAGAAUGAACACAACCGACUGGGCAUAAAUAUAUGAAGGACCUUUAUAUGCUAGGGAACUAAACUAGCUAUGGGCGUUCUCAUAGGUAUCUCCUAGGUGCCAGGGUGCCUCCCGAGGAACACGAAAACGACUGCUAAAAGUUUUUCACUUCUCGACAAAUGAACGCACGUGGUUUAGAUCCAAGAACCCUAAAGCCAUAGCAAAGGAAAAGCAACAGCUCUUUCAGGUCUGGAACCUGGAGCGUGUCUUCACUGGAGCGAAUUAUGACCCGUGUAAGGAGUCCGGGGCUUUUCGUAAAGAGGACCAACGUGCACCUUCAGCUAGAGUACUUCCUUAUUAAACAUAAAGGUUCUGUUAUUGAUUAAUUGAGCCUCGAUGUAUCCUCAAGAAUAGGCCACUCUGAAUCGUGUUGACACGAAGAAAGAGUGCCUCUAGAAUAUAAGAAAACCAAAAAAUGGUCCUGCUGUAUAGGCACGUCAACACAUGGCCAACUAAUGGACAACUAAUUCGAAUACUAAGAAGUAAACCUGCCAAGACUGAACUCGAAACCCAGAAGAAAUAAAAGACACCAAAGUGAAAAUUAUUUAGAAGGAAUAUAAGUACGGUCAAGACAGAUGCAGAUAAAUUUCGCCUUACCUUACUCCCGCGCGUCAUCAACUUGCGCGCGUGCGCUCUUUCUUUUUCGUUUUUAGUGAUCAAAAUAAAUGGAAAGAGCGCGCGCGCGAGUAGGGUAAGGCGAAAUUUAAACUGCAUCCGGUUACUAAAAAUAGCCCGACCGGGAAUUUGCAUGGCGCGCGCGUUAUGAAGAAGUUUCCCUCUCUUAUUUAUGUUCUCUUGGUACGGUGCACUGCGUUUUGAACUCCCAAGAAUAUGUGGGCCUAAAUGAACAAUGUGUCCCUUCAGGAUUGGUGCAUUGAGCACAAUACAGGCAGACAAAAUCAAGGUGAAAGAUAAAGAAAAACCCAAAACCCGUGGUACGGUACACGGGAAUAUGUAGAUAGAUCUGACACCAUUCGCGUAGGAAUCAGACUGGUAUUUAUAUACAGCAGCUUCUUCUCUGGCGUAGCGAGAGUACAACGCAUUUAGUUGGUUGGCGCAUUCUUUAUAGUACAAGCUUUCAAAAGGAGGAGACUCAUGAAUCUUCUCAGUAGCACAAGGCUUUUUGCCAUCCCAAAAUAAACCGGCCAAAAAUUAAUGAAUCCUCUUUCAGGAAUUUUAAGACAGGGGUUUCGCCCCCCUGUCCUAUCCCCUUACCUACGAUAAUGGACAGCUUGCAGUUUCUUUAUACGAAUGUAAUGAGGUUUUUAAAUAAUAGCAACAUAACAAAGCUUAGUAUAAACUUAUGACAAUAGAAUUCUGUAAAAAAAAAAGAAAAAAAAAAAAAAGAAAGUUUAGAUAUAUUUUUGGUAUUAUUUUCUACUCAAAUAUAUACUCCGAAAGGCAUUCACGAAAGGCCCAUCUUUACGAAAAUCCGAAACACACCAGGGGCUGAGCCCUAUAGUAGAUUGUGUCAGGAUUAUCGAUUUUAGGCCAUAAUCGGUUUCCCUAUCUUUAUAGAAAGCCUAGAUAUUUAAACCUAUAUCUAGAUCUUCAUGCUGUGAAAGUUGCCUAUAACUUGCCAUCUUAGCUAGAAUUACAAGUUUCUUGAAAAAUUAAAGCUCUCACUGCAACCUGUCUCUCAACAGCCGGUUGUGACACAA
Messenger RNA from Actinia tenebrosa (Australian red waratah sea anemone), 4912 nucleotides. Its product is annotated as potassium voltage-gated channel subfamily A member 7. Lineage: Eukaryota; Metazoa; Cnidaria; Anthozoa; Actiniaria; Actiniidae. Gene Ontology annotation, molecular function: delayed rectifier potassium channel activity. Gene Ontology annotation, cellular component: membrane; voltage-gated potassium channel complex. The record is from RefSeq and is a predicted model, not a curated record. Gene Ontology annotation, biological process: action potential; potassium ion transmembrane transport; protein homooligomerization.